AGAGCGGAGCCCGGAGUUCUCAGCGCUGAUGGUGAAUAGCCGCUGUUGCGGUAACGGGCGGAGGAGAAGAAGCCGCAGAGGGAGUCAGCAGUGGCAGGGAGAGACAGUUCGGAGUUAGUCUUUUAAAUUUAGCAGUAUUACGUCUAUUGUCGGAUCUUUACAAACCUCAGAAGGGAAGGAAGGGGUGAAAAUAAGGAAAGAUGGCGGCCGCGGCCUCGCCGGCCUCCGGCUCGUCCACCUCCUCAGACUGGAUUGUACUGAGAGACGGUUGCCUGCGUUGUGACGAGGAGGGCCUGCGGAGCCUCUCCUACCACCCGGCCCUCAACGCUAUCCUGGCCGUCACCAGCCGCGGCAGCAUCAAAGUCAUCGACGGCACUUCAGGGGCCAUUCUCCAGGCUUCGGCGCUGCACGCUAAACCUGGCGGACGGGUCAGGUGCCAGUACUUUCCUGCAGUGGACAAGGUGCUUUUUGUGGACGACUAUGCAGUGGGAUGCAGGAAGGACCUAAACGGCAUUCUGCUCCUGGACACAGCUUUGCAGCCUCCUGUGGCAAAGCCGGAGGACAUGGUUCAGCUGGAGCUGCCGGUCACUGAGGCCCAGCAGAUGUUGUCAGCCUGUCAAGAAAAGAUCGAUGUGUCCAACAUAGAGGGCUAUGAACUCUUCAUCACCCAGCUCAAAGAAGGCCUGAAGAAUACCUCACAUGAGACGGCAGCCAAUCACAAAGUGGCCAAGUGGGCGACAGUGACCUUCCAUCUCCCCCACCAUGUGCUGAAGCUGGUGGCCAGCGCCAUAGUCAAUGAGCUAAAAAAGAUCAACCAGAACGUAGCUGCCUUGUCUGUGGCCUCAUCCAUCAUGGACAGGCUUUCCUACCUCUUGUCGAGCGCAAGGCCUGAGCUUGGGGUGGGCCCUGGCCGCUCUGUAGAUAGAUCUUUAAUGUACAGCGAGGCCAACAGGAGGGAGACUUUCACAUCGUGGCCACAUGCUGGGUACAGGUGGGCUCAGCCUGAUCCAAUGGCUCAAGCGGGGUUUUACCAUCAGCCUGCCUCAACAGGUGAUGACAGAGCCAUGUGUUUCACCUGCAGCGUGUGCCUAGUAUGUUGGGAGCCUACGGAUGAGCCAUGGUCUGAACACGAGCGGCAUUCUCCCAAUUGUCCAUUCGUGAAGGGAGAGCACACGCAGAAUGUGCCACUGUCAGUGACACUGGCGACCAGCCCCGCCCAGUUUCCCAACAACCCUGACAGUUCGGACAAAAUUGCCUGCUAUGGUUUUGGAAGCUGUCCGCAGUUCCUGGCUGCUGCCACGAAGAGGGGAAAGAUCUGCAUCUGGGAUGUCUCCAAAAUGAUGAAGGUGCACUUAAAGUUUGACAUCAACCCGUACGACCCGGCCAUCCUGAGGCAGCUGAUCCUGUGUGGGGGCGUGCAGAGCCAGCAGACGCUAACGGAGUCUCGGAGACCAACGCUAGCUUGGCUUGAGGAGUCUUCCUCCUGCUCGGACCUGCCCAAGUUGGAGGGAGACAGUGAUGAUCAGUUGGAGGAUUCCGACAGUGAUGAGCAUUCCCGGUCCGAGUCUGUAACAGGCCAGCAGUCUCAGUGGGAGAGCAUGGAUGUGAGCCUUGGGGUGACAGCACUGAGUGUUCUCCAGCAGCCAGAGAAGCUCCAGUGGGAGGUGGUUGCCAGCGUGCUGGAGGACACAGUCAAGGACCUGGAGGAGCUGGGGGCCAACCCCCCUCUGAACCAAGCCAAGUCUCACUGCCAGGCGAAAGCAAAGGACAAGGUCCCUGACCAUCAUAACAUUCCCUUCCCCUGUCUUCUGGCUGGAGGCCUGCUCAGCUACCGCUCACCAUCCAGUACCCCCAUGGCUGGACCCCCACCCCCUGUCCCAGCUUCAGCACGUAGGGCCACAGAUGGUCCCCUCAGAACUCAUGGCCCUGAGCCCUUUCACCCUGCUCCUUUGCAUGACCAAGGCCCCAUGGAGAUAGAAACGUGUAACCCCCAGACUGCAGCUCAGGAGCAGAGCUUUUCUAACCUCACAGGUUCACAUCCUUCUAGCCCCUCCUCUCUGCCAGCAGUGCGCAGGACAAUACCCGUGCUUCUGCUGUACAGUAUCAGAGAGGUGGAUGACAAGUCCUCAGGGCAGGCGUUUGCUCAAAUGAACAACCUCAUGAGCAAAGGACUCCAUGAUGAGGGCUUUACAGUGCCACAGAUUAUAGAGAUGGAGUUUGACACACAUGAGCAGCUUCUUCUUCAGGAUCCACCAAUCACUUACAUUCAGCAGUUCGCUGACGCAGCAACUAAUCUUGCGGGGCUGGAUGGUCAUGUGGACAAAUGGAGCACGCUAGCUGCUUCUACGGUUUCUGCCCCACCUCGCCCCGGGGCACUGGUGCAGUGCUUGAGGCUUCCCAAACAGCUUGAGGAGGAGAAUCUUUAUGUGGACUCCAUCACACCCUGCUGGGACGGUGUGCACCUUCUGGUCGGCCUUCAGCCGUGUGGCGCCGAAUCUCUCAGUGCUACAAACCAAGUAGAAGCUCUCAACAAUCUCAACCGCCUGCACUCUGCCCUUUGCAGCCAGGGUAAAGGAGACCCCCUACAUCCAGUGGCCAAUGGGGUGGAAGGCCACCACCCAGGGGGCUCACCACCUCAGACUCCCCUCAUCCUUCCCCCAGGGGACCAGCAGCAGCAGCCGCAAAGGUCCCCAAGCGGGGGGAGCGGAGGCUAUCUUGCACUCUACAAGCUCAACUACUCCACCCGCAUAGUCACCUUGGACGAGGAACCAAUCAAAGUGCUGCAGAUCUGGGACCCUUCUGAUGCAAUUACCUCCCUUAUUUUGCUUCCUCCAGAUGUGCUGGAUAGCAGGGAGGAUGAUGGAGAGGAGACCUCUGAGGAGACUCUCCCCUCUGUGUCAAAGAAUGGUUCAUCUGGCUUUGGCAUGGGCCCUGCAGGCUCUGCUGUUUCUGGUACUGGGACUGCAUGUGGAGCAGCCACAACCAGCAGCAGCGCUACUGCCACCAGUCCCUCCACCUCUGGCUCAGGCCAAAAAGAGGGCAAACGGUUAGAGGUUGCAGGUCUGGGCCACCUGGUGGUGACCACAAGGGCGGGGUUCAUUAUGAUACUGGACCUGUCCACGUUGGAGGUUCUGGCCAAGGUGGAGCCGCCUAAAAAGGAGGGAUCAGCAGAUGAGAUGGACCCGUUUGUCUCAGUAACCUAUUGCUCUGGGACUGACCGCCUUUGUGCCUGUACCAAAGGCGGAGAACUUCAUUUCCUUCAAAUUGGAGGUGUGUGCGACGAUAUAGAUGAUGGAGACAUGUUUAUUGAUGGCCCCCUUUCUAAAGGGGCUGAACUGCUGCUUGAGGGGGGCAAGCCCUCCUCCAACCCCUCUAGUCCUGGGAUCACAGGAGUGGACCUCCUAGUGGAUCAGCCGCUGACCACAGAGAGCCUAAUGUCACUGGUGGAGCUGACACGGUUCGAGACACUGACCCCCCGCUUCUCAGCCACAGUGCCGCCAUGCUGGGUUGAGGUGCAGCAAGAACAGCAGCAGCGACGGCACCCACAGCACCUUCACCAGCAGCACCAUGGAGAUGCAGCCCAACACACACGCACGUGGAAGCUUCAGAGUGAUAGCUCCAGCUGGGAUGAGCACGUGUUUGAGCUGGUGCUACCCAAGGCCUGCAUGGUGGGCCACGUGGACUUCAAGUUUGUCCUGAAUGCCAACAUCGUCAACAUUCCUCAGAUCCAGGUCACUCUGCUGAAGAACAAAGCACCCGGGCUGGGGAAAGUCAGCGAGACUGCAGUGGACAGACAGAUCUCAUUCCCCCUCUCCAGCGUUCUUCAUGCCAAUGGAGAGAGGAACGGCCAGCCUCUGCUGCAUGACUUCUCAGAGGACAUCCAGUUUAUGGACAUCGAGGACACAUCAGGCUCCAUGCUCUGUCCAUUUCUAGAGGACCACAAGGAGGACAUCCUGUGCGGUCCAGUGUGGCUGGCCAGUGGGCUGGACCUCUCUGGUCAUGCAGGCAUGCUCAGCCUCACCAGUCCCAAGCUGGUCAAAGGCAUGGCAGGAGGGAAGUAUCGCUCCUUCCUGGUUCACAUUAAAGCAGUGAGUGACCGCAGCAUGGAGGAGAGCCCCCGACCUGUGUUAAGAAUGCCGAGUGCCAAACCCCAGGGCACCAAAGCCCACUCCCUGUCUACACUGCUGCAGCGAGCACAGGCCUCCAAGGAGAAGGUCUCUGCAGUGAAGACUGAGAGCUCAGUGCCCUCAAAGAAAGUUGAAAACUUGCGAGGAUGCGACCUCCUGCAGGAAGUUUCCGUCACAAUCAGAAGGUUCAAGAAGACAUCAAUACCCAAAGAAAGGGUCCAACGCUGUGCUAUGCUGCAGUUUCUGGACUUCCAUGAGAAGCUGUUGGACGCGCUGUGUCGGCGGACAGAGGGCAGUUCAGCUACUGAGCAUGCCCAAAGCCUCAUCUUAGACAUCUUAUGCUGGCUGGCUGGGGUUUUCUCUAACGGUCCAUGCAGUUUGAGAGAAGGAAAGGAGGGCCUGCUCGCAAAAACCCGGACGCGACUAACAGAUAUUGUGCGGAUGUGUUUUUUUGAGGCUGGCCGGAGCAUAGCUCACAAGUGUGCUCGCUUUCUUGCACUUUGUAUAAGCAAUGGGAAAGGGGACCCCAGUCAACAGGGUUUUGGCAUGAGUCUGCUGAAGGCUCUGUUGGAUAAUAUGCCUUACUUGCCUGCAGCAGCAACAGGUGGCUCGGUGUUCUGGUACUUCGUGUUGCUGAACUAUGUGAAGGAAGAGGACCUGGCGGGCUGCAGCACUGCCUGUGCCUCCCUACUCACCGCCAUCUCUCGACAGCUGCAGGACCGCCUCACGCCGCUGGAGGCACUUCUGCAGACCCGGUACGGCCUUUACAGCUCUCCAUUUGACCCCGUGCUCUUUGACCUGGAGGUCAGCGGUUCCUCCUGUAAGAAUGCAUUCAACAGCAGCAUUGGAGUCCAGUCAGAUGAGAUCGACCUCUCUGACAUUCUCUCAGGGAAUGGAAAAGUAAGCAGCUGUGCAGCAGCAGAGGGCAGCUUUACAGCUUUAACAGGACUCCUGGAGGUGGAGCCUUUGCACUUUACUUGUAUCUCCACCAGUGAUGGUACACGGGUGGAACGUGAUGAUGCCAGCAUGUUCACUGUGAGUACAUUCGGCGUGACGCCGACUGUGGGUGGCCUGUCAACAGGGACUGUGGGUGAAGCUUCCACAGCUCUCAGCUCUGCUGCCCAGGUGGCGCUCCAAUCACUCUCCCACGCUAUGGUGUCUGCAGAGCAGCAGCUGCAGGUCCUGCAAGAGAAGCAGCAGCAACUACUGAAGCUGCAGCAGCAGAAGGCCAAGCUGGAGGCCAAACUGCAUCAGACCACCUCUGUUGCCGCCGCUGCCUCAGGCGUGGGGCCCAUCCACAACUCUGUGCCUUCCAACCCCUCCUCUGCUCCGGGCUUCUUCAUACACCCUUCUGACGUUAUCCCACCAACACCUAAAACCACACCCCUAUUCAUGACCCCUCCUCUCACGCCACCCAACGAAGCGGUAUCAGCAGCCUUCAGUGCUGAGCUGGCUCACCUGUUCCCCGGCUCCAUGAUGGACCCCGGGCCUGUCAACCUUGCAGCACACAAGAACACCCAGAAGGCCAAACCGAGCCCCAUGGGUAGCGGUCUGGCCUUGGCUAUUUCCCAGGCAUCUCACUUCUUGCAGCCUCCUCCACACCAGUCCAUCAUCAUAGAGAGGAUGCACUCUGGAGCUCGACGCUUCGUCACGCUGGACUUCGGUCGUCCCGUGCUCCUGACCGACGCUCUCAUCCCAACAUGCAGUGAUCUGGCCUCGCUGUCCAUCGACAUCUGGACGCUGGGGGAGGAAGUGGAUGGCCGCAGGCUGGUGGUGGCCACGGACAUCAGCACCCACUCCCUCAUUCUUCACGACCUGCUGCCACCACCUGUGUGCAGGUUCAUGAAGAUCACUGUGAUUGGUCGCUAUGGCAGCACUAAUGCUCGGGCAAAGAUCCCGCUGGGCUUCUACUAUGGCCACACUUACAUCCUUCCAUGGGAGAGUGAGCUGAAGUUGAUGCAUGAUCCUCUGCGGGGAGAGAGUGAUGCAGCGAGUCAACCAGAUGUGGAUCAGCACCUGACCAUGAUGGUGGCGCUGCAGGAAGACAUCCAGUGCAGGUAUAAUCUGGCUUGUCAUCGACUGGAGACCCUUUUGCAAAACAUCGACCUCCCGCCCCUCAACAGCGCCAACAAUGCUCAGUACUUCUUAAGAAAGCCAGACAAAGUGGUGGAGGAGGACCAGCGGGUUUUCUCAGCCUAUCAGGACUGCAUUCAGCUUCAGUUGCAGCUCAACCUUGCUCACCAUGCAGUCCAGAGGCUGCGUGUGUCACUGGGUGCCAGCCGCAAGUCUCUUCCUACCCCUGGGGCUGCAGAGACUCAGGAGCUAGUCCACAACUCAUCCACUGAGCAGCUGAGGACCAUCAUCCGCUACCUUCUGGACACACUGCUGGGCCUGUUGCACUCCAACAAUGGCUACUCGGUGCCUUCAGUGUUGCAGAGUACCUUCCAUGCUCAGGCCUGUGAGGAACUCUUCAAACACCUUUGCAUCAGUGGUACGCCUAAGAUCCGUCUUCAUGCUGGCCUGCUGUUGGUGCAGCUCUGUGGAGGCGAGCGCUGGUGGGGCCAGUUCCUCUCUAACGUACUGCAGGAGCUCUACAACUCAGAGCAGCUACUCAUCUUCCCUCAGGACAGGGUCUUCAUGCUCCUGUCGUGCAUCGGCCAAAGAUCAUUGAGUAACAGUGGAGUGUUGGAGGGCCUCCUGAACCUCUUAGACAGCCUGCUUUCUCCACUGCAGCAGCCUCAAGCAGCUGCACAGCGCAGGACCGAAGGUGUCUUGGAUAUCCCCAUGAUCAGCUGGGUAGUCAUGCUGGUUUCCAGGCUGUUGGACUAUGUGGCCAGCAUAGAAGAUGAGGCAUCAAAUGGGAAGAAGAACCUAGCAGGGAAAGAGCGUGAGAGAAGUUUGACAGGUAUUCAGUGGAGCUUCAUCAACAACAGUCUUCAGUCUCAGAACUCCAGCAGGUCAGCUAAAGGCAGCAGCAGCCUCGAUCGACUCUACUCACGCAAGAUCCGUAAGCAGCUUGUCCACCACAAGCAGCAGUUAAAUCUAUUGAAAGCAAAGCAGAAAGCUUUGGUGGAGCAGAUAGAGAAGGAGAAGAUCCAGAGUAACAAAGGCUCCUCUUACAAACUCCUGGUGGAACAGGCCAAGCUCAAACAAGCCACAUCCAAGCACUUUAAAGAUCUGAUCCGUCUGCGACGGACAGCCGAAUGGCCCCGCUCUACAUUGGACACCGAGGCCACGACAGCCAAAGAAGCCCCAGAAGUAGAACCCCUGCCCUUUACUCUGUCCCAUGAACGCUGCAUCUCUGUGGUGCAGAAGUUGGCCCUCUUCCUCCUCUCUAUGGACUUCACCUGCCACGCUGACCUGCUGCUCUUCGUCUGCAAGGUUCUUGCCAGGAUAGCCAACGCCACAAGACCCACAAUCCACCUGUGCGAGGUAGUGUCUGAGCAGCAGCUGGAACGUCUGCUGCUUCUGCUUGUUGGGACCGACUUCAACCGAGGGGACAUCUCCUGGGGGGGCGCAUGGGCCCAGUACUCUCUAACAUGCAUGCUACAGGACAUCCUGGCAGGUGAGCUGCUGUCUCCAGGCUCUCUGGAUGUCAUGGAUGAAGUGGCGGUGGGCGAGGAGGCCGGGGCAUCCUCCUCCUCAGCAGGGGCCGAUUCGGACGACUCCCUGCCCCAGCCGGCCCCCAUCCCCCUGGUAGAGAGCAUCGAUGAGGCCCUGGUACCGGAUAUCAUCGCAGGUACUACUGGGAGCUCCUCAGUUUUUCAAAGUGCUCCACCUCUGUCAUCUUUGGAAAAAGAUAAAGACAUAGACUUUGACUUGCUACAAGACCUGAUGGAUGUUGAUAUUGAUCCUUUAGAUAUUGAUUUGGAAAAAGAUCCACUUGCUGCCAAAGUGUUCAAGCCUAUAAGCAGCACCUGGUAUGACUACUGGGGGGCUGACUAUGGCACUUAUGGGUACAACCCGUAUGUUGGAGGGGUCGGUAUCCCAGUGUCUAAACCUCCAGUGGCUGCAGAGAAGCCAGGGUCUCAGAGUCUGUCAGUGUCUGUGUCCCAAGCUCUGGAUGCUCGGUUAGAAGUGGGACUAGAGCAGCAGGCUGAGCUCAUGCUGAAAAUGAUGGCGACUCUGCAGGCUGACUCCAUUCUCCAGGCCCUCUCCUCAAGCUCAUCCACAGGUGAGGAUGCAUCAAUAAAGCACACUGGAGUGAGCCAGGCCUCCAAUGGGACUGAUGACUCCCUGCUGAGAGCUCUCCAUGGAGGAGGCUCUCCUCCUGUAAGCAGCCUGAUCCAGCCCUCCUCCAUCCCUAUGCUCAGUGCCUGCUUUAAUAAGCUCUUCUCCAUGCUGCAAGUCCACCAUGUACAGCUGGAGUCUCUGCUGCAGCUGUGGUUAACGCUCAGUCUCAACACGUGUUCUGGAGCAAAUGAAGAGAGUGGAUCAGACAUCUUCUUGUUCAAUGCAAGCAGAGUGCCCACCAUCCCGCUCAACCAAGCAUCCAUCAGCAGUUUCCUGACGGUGCUGGCGUGGUAUCCCAACACCUCCCUGAGAACAUGGUGUCUGGUGCUGCACUCUCUCACCCUGAUGACCAACAUGCCAGCCUGCACCUCCAGUAAUGGAAUGGGCUCUCAGGAAAGCACAGCCCAGCAGAUGGUUUCUGAUCCCACCCUGGUUCACGUCCUGGUGCGCUUCCUGUCCGGGAGCAGCACAAACGGGACAAGCCAGCACAGCUCUCAGGUGGGACCCACGGCCACCCAGGCCAUGCAUGAGUUUCUGAGCCGCCUGCAGGUCCACUUGUCCUCGACAUGCCCCCAAAUGUUCAGCGAGUUCCUGCUCAAACUCAUGCACAUCCUUUCUACUGAGAGGGGUCCGUUCCAGUCAGGUCAGGGUCCACUGGACGCCCAAGUGAAACUGCUGGAGUUUACUCUUGAGCAAAACUUUGAGGUGGUGUCUGUGGCCACAAUCUCCUCUGUCAUCGAGUCCAUAACAUUCCUGGUUCACCACUACAUCACUUGCUCUGACAAGCUGGUGUCCCGCAGCGGCUCCGACAGCUCUGUGGGUGCCCGGGCGUGUUUUGGCGGACUCUUUGCAAACAUCAUCCGGCCUGGCGACGCAAAGGCUGUGUGUGGUGAAACGACCCGUGAUCAACUGAUGUUCGACCUCCUUAAGCUGGUCAACGUGCUGGUGCAGCUGCCUCUGUCCGGAGACCGAGAGUUCAGUGGACGUUUGCCGCCGGCCGGCAGCGGAGCGAGUGACAGCAGCGUGUCAGAUGAAGAGAAGGUCUGUGGCAGCAAAGAAAGCGUAGCUGGUGGAUCCACAUCCAGUCAGGGGCCUCCUGCAGGCGUGGCUGACUUGGUGCUAGCCAAUCAGCAGAUUAUGAGCCAGAUCUUGUCAGCACUGGGUCAGUGCAACAGCAGUGCCAUGGCCAUGAUAAUAGGAGCCAGCGGCCUUCAUCUGACUAAACACGAGAACUUCCACGGAGGUCUGGAUGCCAUCUCUGUAGGUGACGGCCUCUUCACUAUCCUCACCACACUCAGCAAGAGAGCCACAUCAGUCCAAGUCAUGCUCCAGCCCAUCCUCACAUACAUGGCCUGUGGUUACAUGGGCAGACAGGGUUCUCUCUCCACCUGUCAGCUGUCGGAGCCUCUUCUUUGGUUCAUACUAAGAGUGUUGGACACCAGCGAGGCUCUCAGGGCCUUCCAUGACAUGGGUGGUGUGCAGCUGAUUUGUAACAACAUGGUGACCAGCACCCGGGCCAUCGUGAACACGGCCCGCAGCAUGGUGUCCACCAUCAUGAAGUUUUUAGAUUCGGGUCCUGGAAAGGCAGCAGACGGAAACCUGAAGGCCAGAGUGAUGACGUCGGAGCCGGACAACGCUGAGGGACUUCACAACUUUGCUCCCUUAGGCACCAUCACAUCAAGCAGCCCCACAGCCCAGCCGGCAGAGGUCCUCCUCCAAGCCACACCCCCACAUCGCAGAGCCCGCUCAGCAGCCUGGUCCUACAUCUUCCUGCCUGAAGAGGCCUGGUGUGACCUUACCAUCCACCUCCCUGCUGCUGUGCUGCUAAAAGAGCUCCACAUCCAGCCUCACCUUGCCUCUCUAGCCACCUGCCCAUCCUUAGUAUCUGUAGAGAUCAGUGCUGACGGGGUCAACAUGUUGCCACUCUCCACCCCGGUUAUCACCAGCGGCCUGACCUACAUUAAGAUCCAGUUGGUAAAAGCGGAAGUUGCAUCAGCUGUUUGCCUGAGGCUGCAUCGGCCUCGUGAUGCCAGCACCCUGGGUCUAUCCCAGAUCAAACUCUUGGGGCUGACGGCGUUUGGUAACACCUCCUCUGCGACUGUCAAUAACCCCUUCCUGCCCUCCGAGGACCAGGUCUCUAAAACCAGCAUCGGAUGGCUGCGUCUUCUCCACCAUUGUCUCACCCACGUCAGUGACCUGGAGGCCAUGAUGGCCAGUGCCGCAGCACCCACAGCCAACUUGCUGCAGACCUGCGCUGCAUUGCUCAUGUCACCUUACUGCGGCAUGCAUUCGCCAAACAUUGAGGCGGUGCUGGUCAAGAUCGGGCUUCAGUCCACUCGCAUCGGGCUCAAACUCAUUGACAUUCUUCUGAGAAACUGUGCCGCCUCGGGCACUGACCCAGCCAAUUUGAACAGCCCUCUGCUCUUUGGACGACUGAACGGCCUCUCCUCAGACUCCACCAUCGAUAUUUUGUAUCAGCUAGGCACCACACAAGACACUGGAACCAAAGACAGGAUCCAGGCUCUACUCCAGUGGGUCCACGACUCUUCCCGCGUAGCAGCACACAAAAUCAGCGGCCCCAUGGGAUAUAUUGGAGCCGGACCCAGCUCUUCCUCUGCUUCAUCCAGGGAGUAUGGCCUCCUCAUGCCUUCGCCCUCACAUCUCCACUGUGUGGCCGCCAUCCUGUGGCAUAGUUACGAGCUGCCUGUCGACUACGACCUGCCUGCCCUGCUCAACAGAGAGCUCUUUGAGCUGCUGUAUAACUGGUCCAUGUCAUUGCCGUGCAACAUAGUACUGAAGAAAGCUGUGGACAGCCUGCUGUGCUCCAUGUGUCACAUCCACCCCAGCUACUUCUCCCUGCUCAUGUCCUGGAUGGGGAUCGUUUCAGCGCCCACAGUCAGUCACUCUCAAGCCCAGCAUCACCGUCUUUCCAUGACCGACGACGGCAAAAAGCAACACGAUGCAAACACCAACGCUGCAGGCCUAACCGAUGAUUCCAAGCAUGCGAGACCCCCCAUUAACCUGUCAGAGUCCCAGUUAACCACGCUGGCUGCUGCCUCUCAGUCUCCAGGGGCCAUAGAGCAGCUGCUGGACUCAGGCUUACCCUCACUGCUGGUGCGCAGCCUUGCCCAGUUCUGUGUCAGCCUCCUGGCCAGUGCAGAUCUGCCUCUGCCCGCCGCUCAGACCGAGAGAAGACAUCACCACCACCACUACCACUCAUCCUCAUCAGCAUCACACAGUCGGCCUCCUUUGGCUGCAGAGCUGGCCGCUCCGGUGCUCCGCUUCCUGACUGAAGUGGGCAACAGUCACGCCAUGAAAGACUGGUUAGGAGGACCAGAGGUGAACCCGCUGUGGACCGCACUGCUUUUCCUGCUGUGUCAUUCCAGUGCCAGUGCCAGUGCCAGUACCGGUGCCAACGCAAGCUGUCAGCCUCUGGGGUCUGGAUCUGCAGCAGGUCCCCCUCCACCCCAACCUCAGCCUUCAGGGUCCCGCUACUCCCUGGCCUCAUCUGGACAGGCAGGAGGACUCACCACCCAGCAGAGGACAGCUCUGGAGAACGCCACCGUGGCCUUCUUCCUCCAGUGUAUCUCCUGCCACCCAAACAACCAGCGGCUCAUGGCACAGGUACUCUGUGAGCUCUUCCAGUCUGCCCCUCAGCGAGGAAACGUCCCCAUCUCUGGAAACAUAUCAGGCUUCAUCCGGAGGCUUUUCCUGCAGCUAAUGCUGGAGGAUGAGAAAGUCACAGUCUUCCUGCAGUCUCCCUGCCCGUUAUAUAAAGGACGCAUUAACGCCACCAGCCACAUGAUCCAGCAUCCCAUGUACGGAGCGGGACACAAGUACCGAACCCUCCAUCUGCCUAUCUCCACUACACUGGCUGAAGUCCUGGACCGGGUUUCAGACACGCCAAGCAUCACAGCUAAACUGAUCAAUGAGCAGAAGGAAGACAAGGAGAAGAAGAAUCAUGAGGAGAAGGAGAAGAUGAAGGCAGACAGCGGCUUCCAGGACAACUACAGUGUUGUUGUGGCUUCAGGCUUGAAGUCCCAGUCCAAGCGAGCCCUCUCAACUCCCCCCAGACCUCCAUCAAGGAGGGGCCGUGUGAUGAGUGACAAGUUGACUGCUUCAUCUGGUGUUGACCCCUCAGCCAAAACCAUCAGCGUGCCUGUCUUCCACCUCUACCACAAGCUUCUUCCAGGUCAGCCCCUUCCGCCUGAGAUGACCCUAGCCCAACUGCUGACACUUUUGUAUGACCGCAAGUUGCCCCAAGGCUACCAGUCAAUCAACCUGACAGUCAAGCUGGGCUCCAAGGUCAUCUCUGACCCAGGCCUGUCCAAGACGGAUUCCUUCAAGAGGCUACGCACUGAGAAAGGUCCUCUCUUUGCUCUCCUUGCAGUUGACCACUGUGACAUGCUGAACAGCUGUCCCGAGGACGAACCAAUGACACCUGGUGAAGAAUGUCUGGACGCCGCCACCGAUGAGUCCCUGCUGGAGACCAACCCCAUCCAGUCACCGCUGCAGGUCUUUGCGGGCAUGGGAGGCCUCGCCCUCAUCGCAGAGAGGCUGCCAAUGCUCUACCCUGAUGUCAUUCAGCAGGUCAGCGCCCCGGUGGUACCCUCCGCCUCACAAGAGAAGCCCAAGGACAGCGACCAGUUCGAGUGGGUGACCAUUGAGCAGUCGGGCGAGCUGGUUUAUGAGGCGCCCGAAUCGAUCGCCACCGAGCCCCCACCCAUCAACAAGCAGCAGUCGCAGUCGUCCUCAUCGUCAUCUUCCUCCGUACAGACCAUGUCGCCCAUCCCUGCCCACUCACUGGCAGCUUUUGGCCUGUUCUUGCGCCUCCCAGGAUACGCAGAGGUGCUGCUGAAGGAGAGGAAGCAUGCCCAGUGUCUGCUGCGCCUGGUGCUGGGGGUCACAGACGACGGAGAGGGCAGUCAUAUCCUGCAGUCUCCAUCAGCCAAUGUCCUGCCCACGCUACCUUUCCAUGUUCUGAGAGCAUUGUUCAGCAGCACCCCACUGACCACAGACGAUGGCGUCCUGCUGCGCCGCAUGGCUCUCGAGAUCGGCGCCAUCCACCUCAUCCUGGCCUGUCUGUCGGCUCUCAGUCAUCACGCCCCCCGCAACCCCAACGCCAACACCAGUGUGUCUGAGCCACAGAUGUCCAGUUGUCACGGUGGUGGGACCAGUGAGGAACAGCAGCUGUACUGGGCCAAAGGAACUGGUUUUGGUACUGGGUCCACAGCUUCAGGCUGGGACGUGGAGCAGGCCCUCACCAAACAGCGGCUAGAAGAGGAGCAUGUCACCUGUCUGCUGCAGGUUCUGGCGAGCUACAUCAACCCAGCAGGCUCCAGCAGCUGCCACAGUGCUGAUGCCUCUUCAGCAGACAGCAGAGCUCACAACAGCUCAGCUCUUCCAGCAGUGCUGCAGGAGCUGCUGAGCCAGUCCUGCCUCAUCCCUGCCAUGUCGUCCUACCUACGCAAUGACUCAGUUCUGGACAUGGCACGACACGUUCCUCUAUACCGGGCGCUACUGGAGCUGCUGAGGGCCAUUUCUACCUGCACAGCGCUGGUUCCUCUGUUGCUGCCUCUCUCUGGAGACCCUGGUGAGGACGAAGAGGAGGAGGAUGAAGAGCGCUCGGAGGGACAGACCUCUGUUGGGAUGCUGCUGGCCAAGAUGAAGACAUGUGUGGACACGUACACCAAUCGCCUCAGGUCAAAGAAAGACAAGAGUAAAGGUGUGGUGAAGACGGAGAGCUCAGAUCCAGAGCCAGAGGGUUUGACUCUGCUGGUUCCUGACAUCCAGAGGACAGCUGAGAUAGUCUACGCUGCGACCACCAGCCUUCGGCAGGCUAACCAGGAGAGGAAGCUGGUGGAGUCUUCCAGGAAGGUGACAAGUCGCCCUAAGCCCCAGUCCAGUCUGCGCUCUCUAGAGGAAAAAUAUGUCGCUGCCAUGAAGAAGCUGCAGUUUGACACCUUUGAGAUGGUCUCAGAGGACGAGGAUGGAAAAGUGAUGUUUAAGGUCAACUACCAUUACAUGUCUCAGGUGAAGAACGCCAGCGAUACCAACAGUGCGGCCAGAUCCCGUCGCCUGGCCCAGGAAGCAGUCACCCUGUCCACCUCUUUGCCCCUGUCAUCAUUUUCCAGCGUCUUCGUCCGCUGUGACGAGGAGAGACUUGACAUCAUGAAGGUUCUAAUCACAGGCCCAGCAGACACACCAUAUGCCAACGGCUGCUUCGAGUUCGAUGUGUACUUUCCCCAGGACUAUCCCAACUCUCCUCCUUUAGUCAACCUGGAGACAACGGGUGGACACAGCGUGCGCUUCAACCCUAACCUCUACAAUGAUGGCAAAGUGUGUUUAAGUAUCCUCAACACGUGGCAUGGGAGACCAGAGGAGAAAUGGAACCCACAGACCUCAAGCUUUUUACAGGUGCUGGUGUCAGUGCAGUCCCUCAUUCUGGUGGCUGAGCCCUACUUCAAUGAGCCCGGAUAUGAACGCUCCCGUGGGACCCCAAGUGGCACCCAGAGCUCACGGGAAUACGAUGGGAACAUCCGACAGGCCUCGGUCAAGUGGGCUAUGCUGGAGCAGAUGCGCAACCCUUCUCCAUGCUUCAAGGAGGUGAUCCAUAAACACUUCUACCUGAAGAGAGCAGAGAUCAUGGCUCAGUGUGAGGAGUGGAUCGCCGACAUCCAGCAGUACAGCAGUGACAAGAGGGUCGGCCGGACCAUGUCCCAUCAUGCCGCUGCUCUGAAGAGACACACCGCUCAGCUCAGAGAGGAGCUCCUGAAGCUGCCAUGCCCUGAGGGUCUGGAGCCUGACGGCGACGAGUUCUCUGAGAGGAGCGCCUCCCUCAUCCUCAAAGAGCUGCCCAAUCAGGACGCAGAGAAGCCGGGUGGCAGUCAGGACAGCCACUGCAGCGAGGGCCAGCUAUGAGUCCCCCCCCCCCCAGCAUCCCUAAACCUCCCUCCCCCUUCUCUUUAUGAUUAUUGCUCUGUAAAGACUCGACGGCUUUGAGCACAAGCCUCCACUUUGUCAAUAUUUGUAUGUAAAGAUCUAAUAGCAGAAUAAGAGACGAGGGGACGCGGGGAAGCAGAAGGUGACGAGACGAACUCUGAACUAUUCUACGCCCUUAAAGAAAACAGUCAACAAAAACUUUUCUUUACCUGUAAAGGAGUGUAAACAUUUUGUGCUUUUUCCAAUUGUGAUAUAACCACUGAUUGGUAUGUUAUUAAACUUGUUUAUGUAUACAUAAUGGCAGAGGAAAAUUACAGAUUAUAUAAGGGAAACUACCUUUAGAAAGAAUGUUUACUGAAUGUUCAUUUCCUUUUUUUUCUUUUGGACUGUUAGAGCGAGAACAGACCUAACCAAGGAGAAACCAGUCAGUCUUUAAGGAAACUGUUCAAAUAAAACACGCCAGGUGACCGAAUCAGACAUGAACCCCCCUCUGGUCGCCGAUGCUUCAUUUGUUUGCCCUGGGAUCAUAUCCACUGAAAUAAAAAACUGAGACGGACGUUCUUAAAUGCUAUGUUAUCCUUUUUAAAGGCUCCAAAUUAAAAAGCAUCAUGCUCUGGAUUAACAUUUGUUGCCUCUCAGAACUUCUCCAUGACCGUUCUUUUCCAUUGACAUGACUGUAGAUCGUAAGACUGUGUGUCAGAGCCUCAUGGGAAAUGUAUUUUGAAGGCUUGUGCAUGUGUAUGUGUGUUUUCUGUGCGUGUGCAACAAUCCCCAGUGAGAAACAAAGCUGUGAUGUGCCUUCUGAUCUACACCACACCACCAAAUACUCCAACCGAGUACCUUUACUGAUUUCUUUGCUAUUUCUACAGAAUUACUGAUUCUGCUCCGUCUGACAUUGAAACUGCUUUUGAUCUUUUUUAUUAUGUUGAACUCAAGUGAACAAAAAUGCACUUUCUAUUUUACUCACUCCUUAGAACAGUCACAUUCUCCUUUUGCUAGGACAUUAAA
Cheilinus undulatus (humphead wrasse) is the source of this 16310-nucleotide messenger RNA. RefSeq names its product baculoviral IAP repeat containing 6 (gene birc6). NCBI's taxonomy places the organism in Eukaryota, Metazoa, Chordata, Actinopteri, Labriformes, Labridae. Gene Ontology annotation, molecular function: ubiquitin conjugating enzyme activity; cysteine-type endopeptidase inhibitor activity. The transcript has 73 exons. Gene Ontology annotation, biological process: regulation of cytokinesis; apoptotic process; negative regulation of apoptotic process. The record is from RefSeq and is a predicted model, not a curated record. Gene Ontology annotation, cellular component: nucleus. Bases 201 to 15281 code for a protein of 5026 amino acids.